Dermatophagoides pteronyssinus (European house dust mite) is the source of this 604-nucleotide messenger RNA. RefSeq lists its product as uncharacterized. Lineage: Eukaryota; Metazoa; Arthropoda; Arachnida; Sarcoptiformes; Pyroglyphidae. The record is from RefSeq and is a predicted model, not a curated record.
UGAUCAAGUUAAUGCAGCACAAAAAAGUUUAUCAUGUUUAUGGUCUAAAAAAACCCAAACUAAUUUUGGUAUUGCAAUGGGAGUUAUUGGUACCAUUCUUUUGGCUAUUUGUGCAUUUUAUUCAUUGUAUAAGAUAGGAAGUUGGUAUAAAAAAUUAAGAAAAUAUCCAAAUCCAUUUAAAGAUAAAGAUUUUACUUGGCCACAAAAAUUUGAUCGUGCAAUUACUCCAAGAUCGAAAAGAGCGAGAGUAAAAUAUAUUGGAUGUACAGCUAAACAGACAAAACCAACUCUUCCUGAAGUUACUAUCAAAAAACCUAGAGGAAAACCUUACCAAGAUUCUUUUCUUCAUAGAAACUCGACUUAUCGAGGAGAAAUACCAAAGAAAUCACCAUCGAUAACACCAAAAUCAUCAAUAUCAUCAUCAUCAUCAAAAUCAUUAGCAUUAUUUCCACAAUCAGGAUCAACACCAUCAUUAGCGUCAACAAGAUCAUCAUUAUCACUUCCUGAAUCAUCAAUUAAUAAAAUAAAUGAUGUAGCACAAAGCUUAACAAAUUCGAUAUUACAAUGGAAUAUUGAAUCAAAUACAAAAUUAUUUUAAAUUUUA